AUGUAUCCUGACCUUGAAGCACCAUGGAGAAGGGAAAUUCAACGAAUGCAGGACCAAGGUGAAGAGUUACCACCGAUGCAGUCCUUGGUACUUAAUAGUAUCAAUAGCCAAACAGAAGAAGAUAAUUGCUUCAUAAGAGAAUAUACCUCUUAUGAUGCAAUUAUACCAAGAAUUUGGUUAAAUGUAUUUACAAUGGGUUACAUAGUAAAUAGUAUAUCUAGAGAUUUAAAUACAAUUCAUGAAAAUCACCAAGGUCAACGUUACCAUCAACCCAUUAUAACUAUUGGAACCACAUCCACAUACCUAAUUAUUGAUGAUGAAAACCGGUACUGGUGGUUCAGAAUUCAAACUGAUAACAACAACAACAACAACAACAACAACAAAAACAACAACAACAACAACAACAACAACAACAACAACAACAACAACAACAACAACAACAACAACAACAACAACAACAACAACAACAACAACAACAACAACAACAACAACAACAACAACAACAACAACAACAACAACAACAACAACAACAACAACAACAACAACAACAACAACAACAACAACAACAACAACAACAACAACAACAACAACAACAACAACAACAACAACAACAACAACAACAACAACAACAACAACAACAACAACAACAACAACAACAACAACAACAACAACAACAACAACAACAACAACAACAACAACAACAACAACAACAACAACAACAACAACAACAACAACAACAACAACAACAACAACAACAACAACAACAACAACAACAACAACAACAACAACAACAACAACAACAACAACAACAACAACAACAACAACAACAACAACAACAACAACAACAACAACAACAACAACAACAACAACAACAACAACAACAACAACAACAACAACAACAACAACAACAACAACAACAACAACAACAACAACAACAACAACAACAACAACAACAACAACAACAACAACAACAACAACAACAACAACAACAACAACAACAACAACAACAACAACAACAACAACAACAACAACAACAACAACAACAACAACAACAACAACAACAACAACAACAACAACAACAACAACAACAACAACAACAACAACAACAACAACAACAACAACAACAACAACAACAACAACAACAACAACAACAACAACAACAACAACAACAACAACAACAACAACAACAACAACAACAACAACAACAACAACAACAACAACAACAACAACAACAACAACAACAACAACAACAACAACAACAACAACAACAACAACAACAACAACAACAACAACAACAACAACAACAACAACAACAACAACAACAACAACAACAACAACAACAACAACAACAACAACAACAACAACAACAACAACAACAACAACAACAACAACAACAACAACAACAACAACAACAACAACAACAACAACAACAACAACAACAACAACAACAACAACAACAAC
This is a messenger RNA of Microplitis demolitor, 1461 nucleotides long. RefSeq names its product GATA zinc finger domain-containing protein 14-like. NCBI's taxonomy places the organism in Eukaryota, Metazoa, Arthropoda, Insecta, Hymenoptera, Braconidae. The record is from RefSeq and is a predicted model, not a curated record. The transcript is spliced from 4 exons. The annotation marks the transcript as partial.